Messenger RNA from Penicillium roqueforti, 1131 nucleotides. RefSeq names its product polysaccharide lyase family 1 protein. NCBI's taxonomy places the organism in Eukaryota, Fungi, Ascomycota, Eurotiomycetes, Eurotiales, Aspergillaceae. The record is from RefSeq and is a predicted model, not a curated record. Gene Ontology annotation, molecular function: pectate lyase activity. The coding region runs from base 1 to 1131 and encodes 376 amino acids. The transcript has 4 exons.
AUGAAGAUCGCAGCCAUCCUUGCAGCACUCGCAGUGCGAGCUGCGGCCGUCGGUGUCUCCGGCGCAGCAGAGGGUUUUGCCAAGGGCGUCACUGGCGGUGGCUCUGCCACGCCUGUCUACCCCAGCACCACAGCCGAGCUGGUCUCGUACCUGGGUGACUCUUCAGCGCGCGUGAUCGUCCUGUCCCAGACCUUCGACUUCACCAGCACAGAGGGAACUACUACCUCUACUGGCUGCGCGCCUUGGGGUACUGCGUCUGCUUGCCAGGUUGCCAUCAACCAGAACGACUGGUGCACGAACUACGAGCCGGACGCACCCUCCGUCUCUGUCAGCUAUGACAACGCCGGUGUCCUCGGCAUAACCGUCAAAUCCAACAAAUCCCUCAUCGGCUCCGGCUCGGCUGGUAUCAUCAAGGGCAAGGGUCUGCGAAUCGUCAGCGGUGCGAGCAACAUCAUCAUCCAGAACAUCGCCAUCACCGACAUCAACCCUAAGUACGUCUGGGGCGGUGAUGCCAUCACCAUCGACAACUCAGACCUAGUCUGGAUCGACCACGUCACAACCGCCCGCAUCGGACGCCAACACAUCGUGCUCGGUACUGAUGCCUCCAAGCGCGUCACCAUCUCCAACAACUACAUCAACGGCGUGACCGAUUACUCCGCCACCUGCGACGGAUACCACUACUGGGGCAUCUACCUCGACGGAUCCAGCGACCUCGUUACCCUGAAGGGCAACUACAUCUACCACACCAGUGGACGUGCGCCAAAGGUGCAGGGAAAUACACUUUUGCAUGCUGUUAACAACUACUGGUACCAGAACUCGGGACACGCGUUCGAGAUCGGCUCCGGCGGAUAUGUUCUCGCUGAGGGAAAUGUGUUCCAGAAUAUUGUGGCUGUUGCUGAGUCGCCUAUUGAUGGACAGUUGUUUUCGUCGCCGGAUACCACCACCAAUGCUGUCUGCAGCACGUAUCUUGGUCGGGUCUGUCAGGUCAAUGGAUUUGGGUCUUCCGGAACCUUUAGUCAGGCUGAUACUGCAUUCUUGACCAAUUUCUCAGGAAAGAAUAUUGCGGCUGCGACGGCUUACACGGCUGUUGUUGCCAGUGUCACUGCUAAUGCUGGCCAGGGUAAGCUUUAA